Melanotaenia boesemani (Boeseman's rainbowfish) is the source of this 1647-nucleotide messenger RNA. It is a transcript of the gene mitfa, whose product is annotated as melanocyte inducing transcription factor a. The coding region runs from base 85 to 1317 and encodes 410 amino acids. The transcript is spliced from 9 exons. Lineage: Eukaryota; Metazoa; Chordata; Actinopteri; Atheriniformes; Melanotaeniidae. The record is from RefSeq and is a predicted model, not a curated record. Gene Ontology annotation, biological process: regulation of transcription by RNA polymerase II; melanocyte differentiation. Gene Ontology annotation, cellular component: nucleus. Gene Ontology annotation, molecular function: DNA-binding transcription factor activity, RNA polymerase II-specific; protein dimerization activity; RNA polymerase II cis-regulatory region sequence-specific DNA binding.
CUAGCUUGCUGUUAAAGACAAAGGGAUUACAUAUACUGUAUAUAUGUUAUUUUCUUUAUCACUUUACUGGAAAGUGGUAACAAAAUGCUGGAGAUGCUUGAAUACAAUCACUACCAGGUGCAGUCCCACCUAGAAAACCCAAGCAAGCACCACAUCCAGCAGGCUCAGAGGCAGCAGGUGAGGCAGUAUCUGUCCUCCACCCUGGGUGGGAAGGCAGGCGGCCAGUGCCCCAGUCAGCCCCCUGAGCACAGCAUGCCCCCCGGCAGCGCUCCCAACAGUCCCAUGGCUUUGCUCACCCUCAGCUCCAACUGUGAGAAGGAGGCUCUUUGUGUCACACAGAUGGAUGACGUCAUUGAUGAUAUCAUCAGCUUGGAGUCCAGCUACAACGAAGAUGUUCUUGGACUGAUGGACCAAGGACUGCAAAUCAACAGCCCGCUCCCCGUGUCCGGUAGCCUGCUGGAUGUGUAUAACAACCAGGGGCUUCCACUCCCCGGCCUCUCCAUCAGCAGCUCCUGUGCGCCCAACAUUAAAAGGGAGUUCACAGCUCCUGGCAUGAAGCAAGUACUGGACAAGCCUGGAUCCUGUGGCCAGUAUGAAAGCUAUCAAAGGCCAGAGGGCUUUCCAGUAGAGGCGGAAGUUCGCGCUCUUGCUAAAGAGAGGCAGAAAAAGGACAAUCACAACUUAAUCGAACGAAGACGAAGGUUCAACAUCAACGAUCGCAUUAAAGAGCUGGGAACUUUAAUACCCAAGUCAAACGAUCCAGACAUGCGCUGGAAUAAAGGCACCAUUCUCAAAGCCUCAGUGGACUACAUCAGGAAGCUGCAGCAGGAGCAGCAGAGAGCCAAGGAGCUGGAAUGCAGACAGAGGAAGCUGGAGCAUGCAAACCGCCAUCUCUUGCUUCGGAUACAGGAGCUGGAGAUCCAAGCCCGGGCUCAUGGUCUGACAGUGGUUCCAUCCACAUCUGUCUGCACAUCUGAGCUGAUGGCUCGAGCCAUUAAACAGGAGCCCAUCCUCGGCGACUGCCCGUCUGAGCUCUACCAGCACUGCUCAGCUCCUGACAUGUCUCCUCCAACCACGCUGGACCUUAACAACGGCACCAUCACCUUUGACCAGAUUCCUGUAGACGGAAGCAGGGACCCUGGCCUCUACGGAAACUCCAGGACCUGUAAAAUGAAGGAGUUGGUGAGGGACAACACCCUCGGGCCGCUUUCCCCAAGCGACCCCCUGCUGUCCUCCAUGUCUCCAGACGUCUCCAACAGCGUCAGCAGCCACCACAGUUCCAGCUCCAGCAUGGAAGAGAAAGACCACGGCUGUUAGCACUGACACUUCCUUUUACACCAACAUUUAAAGUUUUCCUCGUGACCAGUGGAAGAACGAACUCUCAAGUUAUUUUCAUUGCAUUUUUUUUCAUAUUAUUGGUCAUUUCAUUGCUGAACACUCGAGUUCCCGUCUGUACGUUGUGUUUAUGCAGUCCUUCUACCUUCAAGGCUUCUAGAUGGACAGAUCAGAAAAACAUAAGGAGCAUCUUCAUAACUUAUGGGGCGGCAUGGCUCAGUGGGUAGAAUGGUUGUUCUGUAGCCCAAUGGUUGCCAGUUCGAUCCUGACCCGGUUGAGCUCAUGUUGAGGUGUCCCUGAGCAAGACACCAA